This is a messenger RNA of Pan troglodytes (chimpanzee), 14052 nucleotides long. RefSeq names its product elongation factor-like GTPase 1. Gene Ontology annotation, molecular function: GTPase activity; ribosome binding; GTP binding. Gene Ontology annotation, cellular component: ribonucleoprotein complex; cytosol. Lineage: Eukaryota; Metazoa; Chordata; Mammalia; Primates; Hominidae. Gene Ontology annotation, biological process: cytosolic ribosome assembly. The record is from RefSeq and is a predicted model, not a curated record.
UACGUCUAAUUACGAACUGUGUUUAUUAUGAGACUAUCAAAAAAACUGCUUUCCAUCAACAUGAAGGUGUUUUCUUUGAAGAGGAUUACAAAUACAAAGGGAUUGACACGUUCAUAUUUAUUUAGCAAAUAAUGAUCUAAUCCCUGGGUCAGCUGAAGCUAAGGAAGGAGAAGACUGUGUUCAUAGGUGAUGGAAGGUUGUUAGGCAGGACUCACAGUUGGAUUCUAGGUUUCAGGGUGGGGACUACUGUACUGCCUUUCAGUCAGGCGGAUGCCAAAGAACUGCUGCCUGGACGGGAAUGGGAAUAUGGUCUGGCUGGGAGGAUAGAAAGGUGCAGAUGAAAGAAAAUGUGAUAUGGGUUGCAGACUCAGGGCCUUGAGCACUGUUCUUUCUCAUCUUUGUGGUGGGGGAUGAUGGGGUGGAAAUGCACUCUCCCAGUCGGAUCACAUCCCACUACUCACCAGUCUUGUAUCCCGUCGCGGCUUCACAUAUAUUAUUUACCUGGCCCGGGUGGCAUUUUACUUUGCAUCCUUGAUUGGGAGUCUCAGGGGCUACGAACAAACGUUUUACCCCCGGGUAGCCGGCGGGUGCGGAGCGAGUAUUCGUGGGGCGGGAUAAGUGCGGAAGUCGCUGCGCCCUCGUCCCUUCAUCUCCGGGGGACGGCCACUCUCAGGGUUCCCGAGGAGCCGGCUCCGUGCACCUAGGCCCUAGGUCGGCUCCCAAGCCCCGGCCCGCCGCUACACCAGCGGUUUCUUACCCGCAAGUACAAAUGUGACACAGACACCAGCUCCUCGUGCUCUUGGCUCCCAGGGUUUCUUUCACCGCGCCUCAGCACCUGCAGCUUCUCCACUCUUACAGCGCCCGCCGUCGUCAAGGCAACAGAGGGAUGCCCGGUGACAGACUCGGCGCCGGAAGCCGGCGCCGUAAGAGAAGCGUCCGCGCGGGCGUUCUGGACCCGCAGAGUUCUCGGCGUUUCCGAAGCUCUUGGUGUGGCCGGGACCCGGGAGAAGGAGCAGGGCUGGUGGGGCUGCUGCAGCCGGUGAGUGUGGGCUGGCGCUGGGGGCUGGAACCUCCUAGGCCAGUCUCUGGGCGGUGCCGCAGGACCCUGCUCGCUGCGGCUCUGAGGCGGAAACAGGGGCUGGGGCCGAGCGCGGGCUGGGAGCUUUGGUCCCUGGAGUGUCGCUUCCAGUCUGGGGCCGAGGCGGUCGCCUGUGUAGACCCGGGAUCCUCAAAUAGAACGAAUCCGGGACCCUGCAGAAAUGAAGGGCAUGUAGUGUAGAGGUUUUUCCUUUUUAUUUAGAAAGGAAUGAAAGACCGGCAGUGCACCUGCUUGGAUAAUAAGCACGUGACCCAAAACUUUGUUCGGGCUCCAUGGGCAGGAAUAAAGCUAGGUAUUUGACCUCGCGCGAGGACGAGCGAGAAAUGUCAAAAUGAGGGACUUGGGGGAAGACUGAAGAGAGAAACGGAGCAUCUUCUUCAGCAUUUUCUCUCCCUCCUGGAUGCAACCCUUCCUGUACGUGGUCAUUGGCCUGGAGAAGUUUACUCGAGUACUCCUCCACCGGCAGGGUUACUGGUGUCACUGUGCACCCAGUCCCCUCGAGCUGAGUGAUUCAUCGCAGCCUUCGGAUCCGGAAGGAUGAGCAAACUCCUUAAGUAUAAUCGUGGUAGGAUACUGACUUUAGUGCUCGAACUGGACUUAGGCCUUGGUGGUCUAUCUCAUCAACAAACAUUCACUGGGUUCUUGGCUUAAGGGGUUUGAGAAGCCUUGCCACCUCCCAGCGUUUAUUAUUAUUUUUUUCUUUUGCCCCGACCUUUAGCCUCUGGGCCAUUUGUAAUACAUAUUUAAUAUUUAGACACAGGAAAUAAUCAUGGUGCUCAACAGUUUGGAUAAGAUGAUUCAACUCCAGAAAAACACUGCCAACAUCAGGAAUAUUUGUGUUUUGGCUCAUGUUGACCGUGGAAAAACUACUCUGGCUGACUGUCUUAUAUCUAGCAAUGGAAUCAUCUCCAGCCACCUAGCAGGCAAGUUAAGGUACAUGGACAGCAGAGAAGAUGAACAGAUCCGAGGGAUCACUAUGAAAUCCAGUGCCAUUUCCCUACAUUAUGCAACAGGUAAUGAGGAGUACCUGAUUAAUCUGAUAGACUCUCCAGGGCACGUGGACUUUUCCUCAGACGUAUCAACCGCUGUUCGCAUUUGUGAUGGAUGCAUCAUUGUGGUAGAUGCUGUGGAAGGAGUCUGUCCACAGAUUAAUGCGCUUACAGGAACUCUUUUUACUUCUAAAGUCCUAGAAGAAAGAGCAGAGAGGGAGACUGAAUCCCAAGCAAAUCCAAAUUCUGAACAAGGAGAGCAAGUAUAUGACUGGAGCACUGGCUUGGAGGACACAGAUGAUUCUCACCUUUACUUCUCUCCAGAACAGGGAAAUGUGGUGUUUACCAGUGCAAUAUGGGUGGGGCUUUGGGCCAAAGGAAAGAAACUUUUAUUUGUACAGUUGAUCCUGGAAAAUCUAUGGAGUUUGUAUGAUGCUGUCUUGAAAAAGGACAAAGACAAAAUUGAUAAAAUAGUGACUUCUUUAGGAUUAAAAAUUGGAGCCUGGGAGGCACGACAUUCAGACCCUAAAGUUCAGAUCAACGCCAUUUGCAGUCUGUGGCUACCCAUAUCCCAUGCUGCUCUUGCUAUGGUAUGUCAGAAACUUCCUUGUCCCCUUGAUAUUACAGCCCAGAGAAUGGAGAGACUGAUGUGCACAGGAUCACAAACUUUUGACUCUCUUCCACCAGAAACUCAAGCACUGAAAGCAGCUUUUAUGAAAUGUGGAAGUGAGGACACUGCUCCAGUUAUCAUGUUUGUUUCCAAAAUGUUUGCAGUUGAUGCUAAGGCCUUGCCUCAGAAUAAGCCAAGGCCUCUCACUCAAGAAGAAAUUGCUCAGAGACGUGAGCGUGCAAGACAAAGGCAUGCAGAGAAGCUUGCAGCAGCACAGGGACAGGCACCCUUGGAGCCCACCCAAGAUGGGAGUGCCCUUGAAACAUGUCCAAAAGGAGAGGAGCCAAGAGGUGACGAGCAGCAGGUGGAAAGUAUGACCCCCAAACCUGUGCUCCAGGAAGAAAACAACCAAGAGUCUUUUAUUGCAUUUGCUCAGGUGUUCAGUGGCGUGGCUCGAAGAGGAAAGAAAAUUUUUGUCUUGGGGCCCAAAUACAGUCCUCUUGAGUUUUUACGAAGGGUACCAUUAGGCUUCUCAGCUCCACCAGAUGACCUCCUCCAAGUCCCCUACGUGGCAUACUGUGCUCUGGAAAAACUGUAUCUUCUGAUGGGAAGGGAACUGGAAUAUCUAGAGGAGGUACCUCCAGGAAAUGUGCUAGGUAGGGUGAUGCUGUUUAUUUUAUCCUUACUCCAUUCUAGGAGAUUAUCUAACAUGUCACUGAAAAUUUAGUGAAAUUUUUGAAGGGAAUAACUUUAUUCUUUAGAUUGAUAGUUUUUUUUUUCUGGUAUCUUUAACUUAGUACAUUUGAGUAACUAACAUGGAGAUCAGUUACUUGCUGUGAAUUAUAGUAGUUCUGUUUUUAAAAUGUAUUGCUUAAGUAAUUUGUAAAUGCUCUAGCCUAAGCUGGAGUUCCAUGUAUUUCAGAGUGAGAGGGGAAAUUCCUGUUCACAUAAAGUCAAUCUAGAUGGCUAAGGCAUUUCUGGUUCUACAGAUUAGAUUCUAAAUUGUUGGAAACUAUUCUGAUGUAAAGGUCUAUUUAAACUCAUUGCUUUUUUCCCAUGCUUUUAUCCUUUGAGUAUUGCUUUGCUAAGAUUAGUUGAUUGUCAGUUUAUAUCUGUAAAUAUUAUUCUUCAUCUCCUUAGUGUUGUCACUUGUUUGACUUCUGCCCCUCAUUUGCAGAAUUCACUUUUUCAGUUUCUUAGUGCAACCUUAAAGACUCAGAUUAAGAAAUUUCUCUUGCAUCCAGAGUGUAUUAUAGAAUACUGUAUCCCAUUGUACUGUUAGAUUCUGAACCUUAAGGUCAUUGUCAGCUAUAGAGCUAUUUAUUGAGUGAUUGCUUGGUUUGGGAAUUCUCCGCUUUUUAGAAAAAGGUUUAACUUUUUUAAAAAGGUCUAGUCUGUUGGUCCAGAAUAGCUAAUGGUUUGUCUGGAUUUUAUAGACUUGAAUCCAAGAAAUUUGCCAAAGCAUGUUGCCGUUCACCUACAGAGAUAUAUUCUUUUCUUUAUUUAAUUUUUUGGCAUGAAAUUUGUAGAAUGCUUAGCUUCUCAUCAGUGUUACCUAUUUUCUUCCAUCCCUUUGGAAAAUGCCGUUUAACCUUAACAAUUGAUAUACCUUAUUAAGCUGCCACAGUCAACUUUAUUAGAAAGGACAUUGGAAGAAUGGAAAACACCCUACUUUUGUUCAUAAGCCUUCCUUGAGAUUACUGUAUUGCUCAAAUUAAAUGGAACAUGAAGUAUAAGAUCUCCAGCAUGAUGCUCAAGGGAAAGAAAAGGUAUUCUGCUGAGUGAAUGGUUUUUAUACGAUCUUCUCUAAUUAAGGCGUGGUGUUUGUGUUGUUUCCCUAGUACGGGAUGAGAAUGAGGGAUACAUUAGUUUCUGGUUUUCUUUUUUCUUCUGUUGCUGAAUUUCUAGAUGCUCUCCAGGACUGAGGUUAACUGGUGUAUAAGGAGAGAAACCACUUCUCUCUCUUCUGCUUCCCAAGGCAGCCUCAGCUCUGCCAUAUGGUACAGGGAGACAAACUUACUAUAAGCUAAAAUUUUUCAUUUAUUCUUGGAGAAGAGAUAUACCUUGACUUCUUUUAUUGACCUUUUAAAAAAGUGAGAUGGUAGCAUAACAUGGGGUAAGGAUGAAGUUGACUAAAUCUUUGUUUACCAGAUUUACUUAUGUAAGACUAAGCCAGAUGGACAACCACUUUGUUUGGAUAGAAAAGGAAAAGCCAGAUUUAUUUCCUAUAAGAGUUAGGAUUGUAUUUAGCUGCAAGUAACCAGAAAACCAACUGCAUAGUCUUAAACUUCACUCAGUAGAAAGCCCAAGGGUGGACAGUCCAGGGCUGGUGUCAUGACUCUUCUGUGUCAUCAGGGAGCCAGUGGCUCAGCAUGUGGCUUUUGUCCCCGUAGAAGCAAGAUGGCCUUAUAUCUCUGAGAAUCAUACCCACAUUCCUCGCAGGAAGAGAGCACAAGGGUCAAGACAUUCUAACAGGAUUAAUGUUUUUAUUUGGAAAGAAAUGCCUCUCUAGUGACUUCUGCAUAUAUGCUCAUUUUUGUAAUUUUGUCAUAUGUCCACUCCUACCUGCCGGGGAGGCCUGGGAUUGAGUGUUUUACUCUUCCAGCCUCUGUAGUUAAGGCAAAAGAUAUUGGGGUGGUGAAUGGCUUUUGAAUAGCCAGUCCACACUCUUGGCUGCAUUCGCCUUCCAUUUGCCUGGUGAUGCCUGAGGUGCCUCCAUUAAGGUUCUGUUUUCUUUCCAUUAAAGAGAAAGAUAGUCUACCAGAAGGAUUUUGAGUGUAACAUUGAAGGAAUUGGAAUGCAGCCGGCCACUUUGAUGGGGCUUUUUGAAUUGAAACAUAUAGUAAUUGUUUUUCUUUUAUUAAUUGAAAUCUGAUUGAGUCCCCUGCAUGACUAGAAAGCAUGAGUAUACCAAAAUUCUGGCCAUAGUUUUGCCACUAACUAGUUUUAUGGCCUCAGGCCAGUUAUGUAACCUUACUGGGCUUGUUUCUGAAAUGAUUUGGACUAGGGCAAUGAUUACUAAUACUUCUUAUGAUAGAAAUAGAACAGCCACUUUUAAUUUUUUAUGAGAAGACUGUGGAUUCCCAGGGAUACUUUUGUUUAUCUUAACCGGGAUUUGUCAUAAUCCUAAACUUUAAAGAUAAAACAUUAAAUAACAUUGCAUGGAGUAUAUUUUAUUGCUGUAGCUAUAAAAUACUAACAAAAUUGUAUUUGUAAUUUUUUUGGUAAAAUACAAGCAGAAUUGAAGUUUCAAAUUGUCAUUAUAUGAUGGCAGGUUGACAUCCUAGGUGGAGAUGGAGUGAGGUAGACAUUUUUUGCUUAAGUCAUGAAGAUCUUCCUUGGAUUUUGCUUUAAAAAAGUUCUAAACUAGAUUAUCUUCAAGAUUGCUUCUAGCUUUUAACAUCUAGGCUGUGUUUCUUAAAGAAAAACCUUAUUUGAGUAAUUAGGAUAUUUCCCUCCCUAGUGUUUAUUAGGAGGAAGAGUAAAUGUUUUGAUAUGAUUAUCUGGGUUGAUUGAUAACCCAUUUUAAUGGCGUCAUUAAAACAUCUUGAACUGGUUACCUGCCUCAAAGUCAUAGAAUUACCUUUUUAGGCAAAUUUUACUUGUUCCUUGAUUAAAAGUAUGUAGCAUAUGUUAGCAGUAGCAGCAGUCUCAAGCCAGGGUGUUUAUUAAAAGCAACUUUUCAAAGCUAGGAGUAAGUUUAAGACAGGACAGAAGAGGCCAGAGAGUCUAGUAUAUUAAGGGGUAAGAAGAAAACUGCCCAAGAGAAGGCUAGCUGCCAGCUACAGGUAAUAAAUGCUGGGGUUCCAGCUUUUGGCUUUCUAGGGUAAGUUGACGGUGACCAGGUAUGUCAGCACAUUUUUAUUUUUCUUUGAAACAGAUUUGUCUUCUCAGGUAGUUUUGAAAUGGAAAGAAUAAGAUGGCUGCAUUGGGCUGAAAUAAUCUAUAUGCUCCAAUUACCUGUUGUUGCAUAAUAAAACGCUCAAAGUCUAGUGACUUAAAAUAAAGAUGGUCCUUAUUUUUUCAAGCAUCUGCCAUUCAGGCGUGGUUUGGUGGGAAUAGCUUAUCUCUUCUAUGUGGUGUCUAUUAUUUUUUUUUUUGAAACAGAGUUUCCCUCUUGUCACCCAGGCUGGAGUGCAGUGGAGCAAUCUCGGCUCACUGCAACGUCUGCCUCUUGGGUUCAAGUGAUUCUCCAGCUUCAGCCUCCCGAGUAGCUGGGAUUACAGGCACCCACCACCAUGCCCAGGUAACUUUUGUAUUUUUAGCAGAGACAGGGUUUCACCAUGUUGGCCAGGCUGGUCUCAAACUCUUGACCUCAGGUGAUUCACCCUCCUUGGCCUCUCAGAGUGCUGGGAUUACAGGUGUGAGCCACCACGCCUGGCCCCACGUGCUGUCUAUUGAGACGGCCCAAAGCCUGGAGUCUAAAGUCAUAUGGAGGGUAUUUCAAGCACAUGUCUGGGGGCUGAUGCCAGUUGUUGUGUGGAACCUUGUUUGGGAGUAGAACUAAGGCCUUUCCAUAUGGCUGCUUGGCUUCCUUGCAGCAUGGUGGCUAAGGUUUACAGGUGAGCGACCCAACAGGGAGAGCCAGGAGGAAGGUAUAUCACCUUUUAUGACCUAACCUUCAAAGCCUUCAGCCCCACUUCUGCCACAUUCUGUUUAUUAGAAGUGAGUCACUGCAGCUGGCCCAUGUUCAAAGGGAGGGAACUGACUCUGCCUUUUGAUGGGAGGCAUGUCAAAGUAUUUGUGGAUAUGUUUUAAAAUGACCACAUUGCUAAUCGUAGAUAAUUUCUUGUUUCCUUUUGCAUUUUAACAGACUCAUGAAAGGACACAUACAAAGAGAUGUUCAUAGUGAUCAGGGCACGCCUGUAAACUUCGUCUUUUUUACUUUUGUUAAAAAGUUGUAAUUCCUAUUUAAUAAGAAAAUAGUGGAGACCAAUAUGAUUGGUACCCAUAUGCUUUCCAUCAUAAAUGAUACGGAGUCAGUAAAUUUAUCAAGUGCAGAUGAAAAUUUUUGUUGGAAAAGGAAAUGAAAACAUUACAUGGCAUUCUUGGACAAUUCAGCAUUAUUCAGUCAAAGUCCAAAGGAAAGUUCUUUUAUUGGCACUUGAAAAAUGCAGAUUUCACAUUUGAACUCAGCUAUAAGUCACUUAGAGAACUUAUAUGUGCUGAUAAGUGUAGAAUAGAUUUUGUGGUCUGGAAAUAGUUGAUUUAAAGUUUAAAGUUAUUUAAUUCUAACCUGAUGUUUAUAAAGUUGGUAUAGAUGGGACCAGAGAGACCUCACCAUGUUUAGCACACAAUAGCCUUUUGUUCUUUUCCCUACUAAGAAUAUCUCUAAAAAUAAAUGUUUGCUGCAGGCUCCUAUUAAAAUGUGAGGGGAAAUUGAAUUAGGAUUCCAAAUCUUUAGCCUUUUCAUAUACUCCUUUAGAUCUCUUCCAUAUGGUUAAAUCUUUAAAAGUUCAAGGACAUAUUCUGAGAGGAAACAUGAUAUUCUUCUUUUCACAGCAUGAGGAAAAUAAUAAAUUUUAAUUAGCCUUUUUCUGAGCUGGUUUUAGUUCUGCCAUGGUUGGUUGCUGGGUUGAUAGGAAGUCAGUGUUGAUAAUCUGUGUGUGUGUGUGUGUGUGUGUGUGUGUGUGUGUGUGUGUGUGUGUGUGAGAAUCCUUAGUCAUGUGGGGUAAUCUAGGAGUCAGAAACCUUUGAAGGGUUUUUACUAGCAAAUUUGAUGUAAUUUAUUUCAAGGGAAAGCUUAGUAGUAUUCAGUUCUUAAGACUUUAUGAUACUUUUAUAAUGUUUUUAAUUCACUUACUAGUGAAUUUCUUUUAAAUGUACUUUAUUAUCAACAUUUCCAUUUAGAGAUAAUCUAUUUUAAUGAGUGAAAACCUAAUAGUCAUUUCUUAGUUUUAAGAGUUUCAACUGAUUUUAAUGGCUUUUCUUUUACAGAUAAUAAUGAUUUUAUUCUCUUUUUUCCUAAUAGUUGUGUGUCAUAUUUCUUUUUAUUUUCAUAUUGCUUAUAAGAAUAUGGUACAUAAUAAUAAUUACAGUUGCUAUUUUGUCUAGUUCCUUCCAGACUUUAAUGGGAAUGCUUCUGGUGUUUUAGUUUCAGGUUUGCUGAUGCCUGUCGAUUCAUGGUGUCUCUUAUUUAUUGUGCUGGGAAAGUUAUUUUUUUUUAAUAAUCAGGAAUGGAUACUGAAUUUUAUUGAUGCAUUCUUAGCAUCUGAAGACAAAGUUAUAGAGUUUUUCUCCUUGCUGUAAUUGAUAUCAUGAAUUAUAUUUAAUUUCCUGAUUAUUAAGGCGUCCUUGAAUUCCUACGUAAAAAAAACAGCACUCGAUCAUUGCAUAUUCUUUUCAACCUCUGUUAGGUUCAAUAUACUAGCAUUUUAUCCAGACUUUUCUUGCAUUAUAAGUUAAAAUGGCCAUUAUUUUCUUGGUAUCAUAAUACUAAAAUGGGAAGCUUUCAUUUUUUUACCCUCUACAGCUGCACUCUCCAUUUGGUAGCCACUAGGUACAUUCACUUACUUAAAUUUAAAUAGAUUGAAAUCAAAUAACAUUAAAAGUUUACCCAUCAGUUGCACUAGCCACAUUUCAAGUGCUUAAUAACUAUGUGUGGCUAGUGGUUACCGUAUUGUAUAGUGCUGCUCUUGAGAAAUGUGUAUAUGAUGUAAGAAUUACCUUUUCUUCAAAAGUUUUGAAAUAGUUCACUUGUAAAACUAACUGGGCUUGGUGCAUAAAAUACUUGAUUCUUUCCAUCUGGUAAACUUUAUCUUUUUCAUUUUCAGUUCUGUAUAUUUGUGUUUUCUUGUUUUAUUUAUUUAUUAUAAAUUUUUGUUAUUUUAUGUAGUUUUGUAUAGAGUUAACGUUUUAAAGUUCUUUUUAAAAGAUAACUUUCAGUAUAGUGCAAGCCAUAAUAUUGGUGCAUUUGAAAAUGCAGAUAAGGCUGGGUGCUGUGGCUCAUGCCUGUAAUCCCAGCACUUUGGGAGGCAGAGGUGGGUGGAUCACCUGAGGCCAGGAGUUCAAGACCAGCCUGGCCAACAUGGUGAAACCUCGUCUCUACUGGAAAUAGAAAAUUAGCUGGCCGUGGUGGUGGGUGCCUGUAAUCCCAGCUACUCGGGAGGCUGAGGCAGGAGAAUUGCUUGAACCCAGGGGAGGCAGAGGUUGCAAUGAGCCGAGACCGUGCCAUUGCACUCCAGCCUGGAUGACAAGAGUGAAACUCCUUCUCAAAAAAAAAGAAAAAAAAAAAAGUCAGUUAUUCUCAACUUUGAAAAUGCAGAUACGCCAAAUAAGAGUUAUUGCUACCUAUAGGGGUAACCAUCAGUCUUUUUCUGUCCAUAUGUGUGCAUAUUUUUAAAAAUUGUGGUAAGAAAACAACAUAAAGUUUACCGUCUUAACUAUUUUUAAAAGUAUGCACUUCAGUAGCAUUUUUUUAUUUAAAAAAUCAUACUUUGUAUACUGUUUUUUAACCUGUAUAUUUUUCUCUUGGAGACAAUCCCUUCUCUGAAUAUGGCUUUCCCUGCCUUCGUUUAAAUGCAUUUGCUGCAACUUUCAGAACAGUGUUAAAUAGCGCUGCAAUAAGAAUCUUUGUUUCAUUUGUUAAGUUAGAGGAAUUUAUAUAUACAUGUUAUCUAUAUAUGGUGUGUGUGUGUGUGUGUGUGUGUGUGUAUGUUAACCUGAGAUUAUGUCUACUUUUUAUAAUGAAAAGGAAGUAUCCUCCUUUUUCUAUUUACUAGGUUAAUUUUUAAAAUGUGGGUAGAUAGUGAGAUUUAUCAAAUGGUCUGUUCUACAUCUUUCAGGUGACACAUAUGAGGUGUUUUUUUUUUUUGAUCCACUUAUGCCGUGAAUCAUAUUAACACAUUUCCUAAUAUUAAGCCAGUUUUUAUUUCUGGAAUACAAUAUUAGGUGAGUGUAUUUCAAGUAUGUUAUUGAGCAGUGAACUCAGUUUGUCAGUAGUUUAGUGAAAUGUUUAUAUUUGUAAGUUUGGUCUGUAGUUUUUUGUGUAUAUUUGUAUUUGUGGAGUUUUGAUAUCAGCAUUAUAUUAGUUGCAUGUAACAAAUCACAAAUUAGGGGAUGGUUUUUAUUGUUAUCUAUUCUGUUUAAAUGGCAUAGGAAUUUUCUGGUCCCUAAAAUUUUGGAUAUUAGCAUCUAUGAAAUCAGCUAUAUUUGGUUAGUUGUUAAUUGUUAUUGUCCCUUUCAGGUUCUUUUUACUGUUUCUUAUGUCAGUUUUGGUACUUCAUGCUCACAGAUAAUCAGAUUGACUAUCCAGUUUAUUUGUAAUGGAGACCAGUAUUAAUACUGAUAAUAUUCAUGACAAUAAUUAAUAUCAGGGCUUACUAUGUGCUAGAAAUUAUACUAAAUUUUUGGACGUGAUUAUCUUCUUUAUUCCCUGCCAGGUGAGAUACAUACAUUUCACAGAUGGGAAAAUUGACACAAAGAUUAAGUAACUUUUCAUGGUCCCAAAAUAAUAUUUAUUCAGAUGAGAUAUUUAUCUACUUCUGUAUCUUUAGUUUAUUUAAACUCUUUGUUUCCAUAUUACUUGAGUUUUUUCCUUUUCUCUUGAUGUCUUACUGAUGAUUUGUUACAUUGUAUCUUUCCUUCUACCCUUAAAGACCCCAUUCUUUAUAUGUUACAGUCUUCUAGUAUAUUAUGUAUUAUCUUUAAGUCUUGGUUACUGCUUAUCAUAGAUGACUUUAUAUUUUAAUUUUUAAUUUAGAUUUGGUUUGUUUUCUUCUCAAAGGAAAUCAUUUAUGGUCUGAAUCUUAGUAAAAUUUGGACUGAAUUUCUUUGAUUUGAUACGCUAUAUUCUGUUUAUCAUAUUUUUAUGUGUACUCUUAUUCAACGCUUUGCAACCAGUGGAUUACAGUUGCCUUUUACAGAUGUGACAAGCCACUGAUUUCUUUAGCUCUUGAAGCUGCUGAGCAGGUUAUGGGAAGGUGGGAGUUCCCUUGUCUAUCACCCAGAUCAGAUUGUUAGCAUACAGGUUGAUAAAAUGCUUAUUUUACAACUUAAGAUGUGUCCGUUAAUUCUCAUUUUCACUGUCUGAAGUAAUUGGCAAUGACUAAGUUCUUUUGAAUACAUAGAUUAAUACAGUUUCAUAAUCUAAUGACUGUUUAUCUACUAAUAAGCCCAUUGCUGCUGUAGAUAUUAUAUAAGAACAAAGGAUUCUUUGAUGGGAAUUAUCUUCCCCUCCAUCUUCAAAGAGUAUAUUCCUCUUUUACUCUUAAAUGACAUUUAACAAUGUAGAGGCCAGAUAAUUAGGGAAGAUGAAAUAAGAGAUAAUUGGAACAGUUUUUUUGAAAUUUGUCAGUUAAAGAAGGAGCAAAAUGGAUUAACAGUUUGAAGGAAUAGUUGAGUCAAAGGAGUGUGUGUGUGUGUGUGUGUGUGUGUCUUUGUAUUUACUGGAGUUUGAUUAUACUUGUUGUAUCAGUGGAAAAGAGGUAGGAAAAGAGGAAAAAUAAAAGAUGCAGUGAAAAACUUAAAUGAUUAAUAAUACAAGGUUUAUAGUCUCUCCCAACUCAACAAUGUAGAAAACAUAGCAAUCUGUUAAGAAGAAGGAAGGUUUUGGACAGAAUAAGAUUCCGAAAACUGGUAGAUGCAUGGAAAAGCCACAACGAGCAUUUGCUAGCAAAUCAUUAGAUUAUACCUUGACUAAAUUGGACGGUAAUGAGGUUCUGGGAAGAAGUGGAGAUGGGGAGUCCAGUGAGCAUUACAUAGACAUUGAAAUAUAAGACUGUUUUGAGUAAAGUGCCAGAGGGACUAUAGGCUAUUCAUGAUUGGAGGCUUCCCUAGUUACAAGCUUGGAGAAAAUGCUCAUGAGACCAUCUUCUCUCAAGCAUUAGGUCCUCUUGCUUCUUGUUGGGAAAGAGGGGACAGUCUCCCCUGCCAUAGAGCCACCUCCUGCAAACUCAGCAGAUAGGCUUGUUGCAAUUUCUUCAUUUCCAUCUGUGGUUUUGGCCCUACUAAUCCUAUUUCAGGUACAGUAGUUGAAAAAGUGAACAAUUGUAUUUAGAACUUACACAUAAUAAUGAAUAGACUGCAGAUCAUAUUCUCUUCCAAAGAUAUGCUGGAAACAUACUUCGUGAGUUGAGUAUUUAUCAGCAUAGUUGUCAUGUGAACACUGGGCAGGCCAGAGAGGCCAGAGCCUGGAAUUUAGCUAAACUAAUAAGACACUAGCAGGUCAAAUGUCAGAUAUAGGAAGCAGGAAAGAGUAGGUGGGUGGUAAUGGGCCAAGCAAAGGUCAUGCUCAAGGAACAGAUAGUGAGAAAUUUGACCUCUAUUCUUAGUAUUUUUUAGCACAUGACAGAAUGGGGAAAUAAUUUGACAUUUAUAUGGUUUCAUGCAGGUUGGGAAGAUAUCCUUGAUGGUUCACACAGUGGUCUUCUUGUUGAUAAGUUCAGAUUUGAUUUUUUCCAACAGAAAAGCAAGUGAUUGUCAAAAGGGUUUUGAAGAAGGUGGAAAUAUACUCUCUUAUGCCCGUAAAUUGAUACAGUGUGAUUGGAGUGCAAGUUGUAAGGCAGGGGUAAAUUGGUUAAGUAGAUUUUUUUUUAAUUUCCAAAAAGAAAGGUGUUUUUUUAAAGACUAUGAAGAUAGCUUGGGGGAAAGGUGAUUUUCAGUUAUAACAGUAAGUAUGAAUUUUGAGUAGUGGCAGUUAUUAUAAAGACUUGGCAGGUCUUUCGGUCUUUCCAGAAAAUGUAAAGUAUAUGAUUAGGAGAAAGGUGAUAUUGGAUAGAGAAACAUGUUUCUAGUAUGACCUGAAACAUGACAUGUGGCAGACAUUAGAUGUGAAGUAAUCAAGGAAAUGCAUUUUAAAAUCUCGGUGAGAUGUCCUUUCAUAACCAUUAAAAUGACAGAAAUGUUAAAAUCUGACAAUGUUCUGUGUUACAGAUAUGGAGCAGUGAAAACAUUUGUAAACUGUUGUUGUAAAUUGAUAUAACCACUUUAAAAAAUACUUGACAACAGGGUGUAGCAAUCCCACUUCUAGGUGUGUAUCUUAGAGGAGCUUUAAGUACACUCUUGAACAAAGAGACAUGUACAAAGAUAUUUAUAGUAGCACUGUUUAUGAAAGCAGAAAAAGGGAAGCACCCUAAAUAUCCAUUGGCAGAUGAAUGGAUAAGUAGAUUAUGGUGUACAAUGGAAUAUUAUACAUUCGUGAAAAUGAAUGAAGUACAUUAUAUGUAUCAACUUCAGUCAGUCUCACAAAUAUAAUUAAUUUUAAAAACAAGCAAGUUGCAGACAAUUUAUAUAAAGGUUAAAAAUAUAUGGCUGGGCGUGGUGGCUCACGCCUGUAAUCCCAGUGCUUUGGGAGGCCGAGGGGGGCAGACUGUGAGGUCAGGAGUUCAAGAAUAGCCUGGCCAACAUGAUGAAAC